AUGCCACUGCCCCAGGAGAAUCUCUCGGCUCUCUCCUCUCCACCCUGCAGCCCCAACAGCCCUCUCCUCUUUCCCCCUUCCAUCCAUCUCUCUCUUUCCAUCUCCAGGGACCCUUUGGAAGGAGCGAACUAUCGGAGCCAUCAUAACACGCAUGCCGCUGCGCCUGCAGACUCUCCCAGCUCUCUCCACCCUGCAUUCCCCGACACCCUUCCCCUCGUGCCCCGCCCUCCAUCCCUCUCCCUCGCUCUGUCCCCAUCUCCAGGGACCCUUUGGAAGGAGCGAACUAUCGGAGCCAUCAUAACGCGCAUGCCGCUGCGCCUGCAGACGGACGGCAAUGGCACUGAAACCGGGCCCCGAGAACCCUUCAGUAUAAGCACACCCACCAACACCCAUACCGGCAGCAGCAGCAGCAACGGCGCUUCCAGCAACCAGGGAUCAUCAAAAGCAUCACAGGCAGCAGCUGCUGCAGUAGCUGCAGCGGCGGUUACAGCGUCGCCGCUGCUGUUCCCCUCCACGCCCCUCCCGCCGCACCCCUUCCCGUGGCUCGUGCCCCUUAACAACUGCCCCAACUACUGCUCCGGUCGCGGCCUCUGUGACGCCACGUACUGGGAGUGCAGGUGCCCCUGGUACCACGAUGGCAGUGCAUGUGAGGACGAGAGCUUCUCAGUGGCGUGUCUCAACGACUGCUCGCAGCGGGGCGACUGUGAGGGCGGCGUGUGUCAGUGCCAGGCAGGCUUCUUUGGUGCCGACUGCUCGCUCUACUACAAUGAGGAGCUGCGCCUGAGGAGGCUCCCCGGGUCACCCUUUCCCUGGGCCGACCUACCAGAGAGUGACACGUUCGCAGUAACACCAGCAGCAUCAGCAUCCGCAGAAAUCCAGCCGCCAGUCUCUCGCAGCCCACAGCCACAGCCAGCUCAAGAGCAGCAGCAGCAGCAGCAGCAGCAAAGUGAUGCAGGAACAACAGGGGCAGCAGCAACAGCAGCAGUAGGAGUAGGAGCAACAGCAAUAGCAGGAGGGAAAUCAGCAGCAGCAGCAGGAGCAGCGGGGCAGCCCCUGAGGGUGUAUGUGUACGAGCUGCCUCCGCAGUUCAACUCAUGGCAGAUGCAGCACUCGCCCUACAUCGACCACCCCGAGGCCCUCUGGUUCUGGGAGCGCCUGCUGGCCAGCCGCCACCGCACCAUCGACCCAAGGGAAGCUGAUUACUUCUAUGUGCCUCUCCUCAUCCGAAACCGAGACAGUGGCAAGCAACGUCUGAUAUCAGAAACGAUCGCCUUCAUCCGCUCCCUGGGCCCCUUCUGGGACGCCAAGGGCGGGGCAGACCACAUUUUCCUAGUAAGUGAGGAGUACGGCAAGUGCGCCCUGCAGCUCCACGGGCUGGAGGACCCGCGGCUAGCGUCCGCAAUCACCCUCACUCCCUGGGGGUACACUCGCAACAUGCUCGGCACCGCAGACGGCGGGCCGUGCUUCCGGCCCGGGCAGGACAUAGUGAUUCCGCCCUCGGCGCAUCUGAGGUUCCUGCAGAAUGCGAGUAUGGUCAGGGAGGCUGGGGGGCUGCCAGGACUGGUGAGGGAGGGAGGUGCGGAUGGGGAGGGAGAGGUGCAGCAACAGGGGCAGGAGCAGGAGGGGCAGCAGCAGCAGCAGCAGCAGGAGGGGAGUGGUGGGCAGGGGCAGGUGGGGAGGGAGCGGCAGUACCUUCUGUUCGUGCGAGGGCUGAAUGUGAGUGAUGGCAGCAGCGGGUGGGACGAGGAGGCACACCAGCAGGAGCAGGGGGGGCAGCAGCAGGGAGAUAAGAGGCAACAGGGAGGCAACAAGGAGCAGGGGGAGCAGCAGCAGCAGCAGCAGCAGCAGCAGCAGGGAGAGAAGAGGCAGCAGGGGGAGCCACCGUUCAGCUUUGGCGUGCGGCAGCGGGUGUUUGAGCUGUACGCGGGGCGGGACGAGGAGACGGGCUUUAAGGUGGAGGUGGUACCGGAGGGCGGCGAGGAGCUGGCGUACGGCGGCAUGGAGCAGAGCGUGUUCUGCCUCGCCACUGCAGGCCACGUCUGGCAUGCGUCACUGGCAAUGGCUGUUAUCGCAGGCUGUGUGCCCAUCGUCAUUCAGCCGGAUGUGCUGCUUCCUUUCGAAGGAGACGGAGUGGACUGGAGUCUCGUCUCGUACCGCCUCAACAUCCGCGACAUCCCCCAGCUGCACGAGCGGCUGCAGGCAAUCCCGCCAGAAGACAUCGAACUCAAGCAGAAGCGCCUGCGACAGCUAUGGCCUCUGUUCAUCUGGUCAGCUCCGCAGUUCAAUCCGGUGGACUUUCUGCCCGAAGAGUUUGCGCAACUGCGCGUUCUUCCAGAAAUGGCCGGCCUACUUUCCUCAUCCAUGCAGGGAGCUCUCCUGAAGCUGCCUGCAGCAGCUCCCAUUUCCGCUCCCCCAUCUCGCACGCUCACCGCCGUAGUGGCUCACACCGGCGCAUUUCCCUCGAGGAGACAGACGGCAGCCAGCAGAAGACCGAUGUCGACGCUGCUGCGCGCCUCGGAGCUGACGGCGAUCGACACCUUUACGUCGGAACUGGAAGAGCUGGAGGGAAUGGUCGACGGAGAGUACGAGGAGGUACCAGUGCACACGGUGACGGUGCACGACCGGGAACGAGGAGUCACGUACACGGUCGACGUGCCUCAGGACCAAUACAUUCUUCAAACCGCGGAGGAGGAAGGCAUCAAGCUGCCAUUUGCAUGCCGGCACGGCUGCUGCACAGCCUGUGCCGUCCGGGUUAUUUCAGGCGAGCUGGUUCAACCACGUGCGCUUGGCAUUUCACAAGAGCUCAAGGAGAAGGGUUAUGCACUGCUGUGUGUGGGGAUUCCCCUUUCUGACCUUGAGGUGGAGACACAGGACGAGGAUGAAGUGUACUGGCAGCAGUUCGGCAAGUACUUUGCACGAGACACAGACGCGGAUUCGAAGGAAGGUUCGUCCCAAGGAGAGUUCGCGGAAAGACCCCUCUUGAGAGAUGCGAUUAUUGUGGGCGGCGGAAUUGCCGGUCUGACGGCAGCCAUUGCUCUUCGCCGGCAGGGAGUUGACGUCCAGGUGUACGAGAGGGCGGCGGGGCGUGACCCUGAGAGGGUGGGGCGCAUUGUGGGGAUUCAGCCCAACGGGCUGGCAGCGCUGAGAUGCAUCGACCCCGCCAUCGCUGAUGCUCUCCCCUCUCAGGGCGCGCAUGUGCCCAGCCUGUGCCAGCUCGCCCCAUCUGGCGAAGUGCUUCUGGAGGCCACAGCGCCGGCUGACGGGCGCCUCUCCAUCCGCUGGGGGCUCGCUCUCGAGGUGCUGCAGAGCUUCCUGCCUGCAUCAAUCGUGCACCAGGGCUGCGAGUUCACAGGGCAGAUUCAGCAGGCCAAUGGACGUGUGACAGCCCACUUCACUCGCCACGGCCAGCCAUUCACUGCAGAGGCAGAUCUUCUGAUCGGCACGGACGGGGUGCGGUCGGUGGUGAGGCAGCAUGUGUUGAGGGAGGGCGAGGAGAGGGACAGGUGGGGGCCGCCCCGGGAUAACGGCCGCAUUAUGUGGCUCGGCGCUGCUCCCCGGGAGACUAUAAGCUUCGAGCACUCCCGCCCCUACCGCACGUGCUUCACCAGGGGCGGCGGGAGGACGGCCGCAGUGGGGGACCUUGGUGGGGCGGAGAUUUUCGUCCUGUUUGUGUGUGCGGACGAGCAGGGGAGGGGGAUGACAGAGCAGCGGUCAGGGGAUGGGGAGGAGGUGCGGGGGAAGCUGAGGGCGCUCUUUGCUGAUUGGCCUGCAUACGGGGGAGUGAUUGAGGCUGUCCCCCCCGACCUGUUUUUGGAGCGCCGAGUACUGGACGUGCCUCCUCUCCCCCGCUGGCGCAACGGCCGCAUCCUCGUCAUCGGAGCCUCGGGGAAAGAGGUACCAUUCAAAUCCACCCACCCACCUCUCCCACAUGCCGUCCCCAUCACGCCAUCAUCUGCAUCUUCUCAUCAUGCCGACCAGAUGCAGCGCAUGCAGUGCCGCCCACAUUUCCGCCCCAUAUUCCCUCCAUCUUUCUCGCAUGCUCCCAUCAUCACCAUCUUCCCCAUCAUGCCGACCAGAUGCAGCGCAUGCAGUGCCGCCCACAUUUCCACCCCAUAUUCCCUCCAUCUUUCUCGCAUGCUCCCAUCAUCACCAUCUUCCCCAUCAUGCCGACCAGAUGCAGCGCAUGCAGUGCCGCCCACAUUUCCACCCCAUAUUCCCUCCAUCUUUCUCGCAUGCUCCCAUCAUCACCAUCUUCCCCAUCAUGCCGACCAGAUGCAGCGCAUGCAGUGCCGCCCACAUUUCCACCCCAUAUUCCCUCCAUCUUUCUCGCAUGCUCCCAUCAUCACCAUCUUCCCCAUCAUGCCGACCAGAUGCAGCGCAUGCAGUGCCGCCCACAUUUCCACCCCAUAUUCCCUCCAUCUUUCUCGCAUGCUCCCAUCAUCACCAUCUUCCCCAUCAUGCCGACCAGAUGCAGCGCAUGCAGUGCCGCCCACAUUUCCACCCCAUAUUCCCUCCAUCUUUCUCGCAUGCUCCCAUCAUCACCAUCUUCCCCAUCAUGCCGACCAGAUGCAGCGCAUGCAGUGCCGCCCACAUUUCCACCCCAUAUUCCCUCCAUCUUUCUCGCAUGCUCCCAUCAUCACCAUCUUCCCCAUCAUGCCGACCAGAUGCAGCGCAUGCAGUGCCGCCCACAUUUCCACCCCAUAUUCCCUCCAUCUUUCUCGCAUGCUCCCAUCAUCACCAUCUUCCCCAUCAUGCCGACCAGAUGCAGCGCAUGCAGUGCCGCCCACAUUUCCACCCCAUAUUCCCUCCAUCUUUCUCGCAUGCUCCCAUCAUCACCAUCUUCCCCAUCAUGCCGACCAGAUGCAGCGCAUGCAGUGCCGCCCACAUUUCCACCCCAUAUUCCCUCCAUCUUUCUCGCAUGCUCCCAUCAUCACCAUCUUCCCCAUCAUGCCGACCAGAUGCAGCGCAUGCAGUGCCGCCCACAUUUCCACCCCAUAUUCCCUCCAUCUUUCUCGCAUGCUCCCAUCAUCACCAUCUUCCCCAUCAUGCCGACCAGAUGCAGCGCAUGCAGUGCCGCCCACAUUUCCACCCCAUAUUCCCUCCAUCUUUCUCGCAUGCUCCCAUCAUCACCAUCUUCCCCAUCAUGCCAUCCUUUGA
Molecule: messenger RNA, 5157 nt
Organism: Closterium sp. Naga37s-1
Lineage: Eukaryota; Viridiplantae; Streptophyta; Zygnematophyceae; Desmidiales; Closteriaceae
Source: the annotation of a GenBank genome assembly